UUUACUUUUGGUUUGUCCCAUAACAGUGCGGGGCUGGAAGAUGAGCUAGUCGCAGCCCGUCGGUUGAUCCGAUCGUAUCUCGAACGGUUUGUGAUUAUCAAAAUGGAAACAAAACGAUUGGCACACGUUGUUGCCAUUCUGAUUGCGUUUCUGGUUGUAAGCUUGAUACAAUCGCAGAGCGACACUACUUUCGGUGUGUUCCGCGAGAAGUCGUACUACUUUGGGAAUUCUUUUAAGCUCAAUUGGUUCAAAGCGGUAGAAUACUGCCGGUCACGUGGGAUGUUCCUUGUGUCCGUGCAAAACGAUGAGCAGCUGCAGGGCGUUGUGGAAUACAUUGAAAAGAGUGGCUUCACGAAAACGCACGGUAUUUUGCACAUGUGGACCUCCGCGAACGAUCUUGGUGAGGAGGGACAAUUUUUCUGGGCAUCGACCGGCGAUCGGAUGCGAUACGAUCGGUGGACCAAAAACGAACCGAAUAACCAGAUGCACGACAAUUGUACCUUCGAGAACUGUGUGGUGCUGGAGUUUUUCCAACCGUGGUCCAUCAAUUACACUUUCGACGAUAGGGCGUGUAAUGCGAACAAUUUUUUUAUGUGUGAAACGCUAGCAGAUUAGCCAGGACGGCAGAUAAACGAAUCUGCGAACAUGGUAUUCGUUUAAUUUAUUAUGUUCACGUAUUCAUUGACUGGUUAUGGAAGGUAUAACGACCAUCCGAAACGUUUGUGAGUAGCACCUCGCUGUGCCGGUUCGUUGUAGCGGACAGUUGUACGAAUUAC
Molecule: messenger RNA, 776 nt
Organism: Anopheles bellator
Lineage: Eukaryota; Metazoa; Arthropoda; Insecta; Diptera; Culicidae
Product: C-type lectin 37Db-like
Exons: 2
Coding region: 103-615 (170 amino acids)
Biological process (GO): biological process involved in interspecies interaction between organisms
Cellular component (GO): external side of plasma membrane
Molecular function (GO): carbohydrate binding
Source: RefSeq, a predicted model, not a curated record